Betta splendens (Siamese fighting fish) is the source of this 3149-nucleotide messenger RNA. RefSeq lists its product as uncharacterized. The transcript has 4 exons. NCBI's taxonomy places the organism in Eukaryota, Metazoa, Chordata, Actinopteri, Anabantiformes, Osphronemidae. The record is from RefSeq and is a predicted model, not a curated record. The coding region runs from base 62 to 2083 and encodes 673 amino acids.
CAGCUGGAUCAUAUUCCAUCGAGUGCUGCACGGCUGCAUCAGAGUGACUCAAGGCUUCACAAUGGAAAGAAGCGAAGCCGGAGGCAGCCCCCCAGACGACAGCGGCCUGUGGAUGAAGCUAGACUCCAGCCCUGUCACAGCUCACACACAGAUCCAGUCCACAACCUCUGGUGAAGAUCCCCAGACAAAGAUCAGCAGCCACGACGCCAUCCCACGUCCUCAUCCUCUGCCGCCGACAGAGGGCAGCACAGAGCCCAGCACCAAUAAUUCCAGUGUGACCCAUUCAAAUAAGGCAGCUGACGCCACAGAAGCUGAGGCUAAUCCCAGCAGCUUAGACUGGCACCGUGGGGAGAAGCAGGUAACGGCAACACGGGAGGAUGAAGUAAACACAGGCCACACUUCCAAGGAGUCUGGGGACGUUGAACGUCCGUCCAAGAACACGUGCUACGAUCAGGUUCAAUCAGCAACCGAUCAGGACACAACAAGGUCCGUGGAGGCCGCUGACGGACUGAUGGAAACAUGCAGCGAUCCGAACAAAAGAGCUGUGGAACCAAACGAGGAAGCAGAAGACUCUGCCUCACAGCCACAAACCAGAACCACAAGGGCCCAUGAGCCUGAAGACACUGUCUUCGACCCAAAUCCAGACUGUGAUGAAGUGAAUGAUGAAGACUCAUCAGAACUCCACGCAUGCAGCCAAACGGGCAGAGCCGCCGAGCACAUGACCCAUGAUGACAAAGAAGUCGUUGACGCACAAUCGCUGAACUACAAACUUACUAAGGACGACUGGCUGAGGAGAGAGAGCGGCAGCAUUGAAACGCAGCCAAACGCAGACGAGGUGAGGAGCCAGCGCAGAGACGGAACCUGGAAAAUAGCUACUGACAUCCAGCAAGGAGAGCACCUGCUCCAGCGCCUGCAGCUGGUGCAGCAGCGGCAGGACGGCAGCACGCUGAGCUUCCAGCAGGCGGCGCUCGGAGCCCAGCAGGAACCCCCCCCACGGAGCGCCGACCGGAUGAUGGAGCAGCAGCGGCCAACGCAGCCGAGGACGGGAAGCCGGGAUCCAGGUGGAGCCUGGCUCUGUGCUCCACCGGCCCGGUGGAGAACGUCCGAGGAGGCAGCCCACGGGAAGCUAAGCCUGCACACAGCGGCUGGGGCCUUCAGUCUGCCAGUCAACAUAGACGUGCUGGAGAUCCCCUUUCACACCAGCAUCUCACUGGAGCCGUUUCAAAGCCAGCACAGCACCUGGCAGUUCUCAGAGCAGAAGAUGCAGAAGGAGAUUAGUGUAGAGCCUCAGAGAGAAGUGGUUCUGGUCAACCAGGGUAAGAUCCCCGGAGGGUACAGCAAAGGAGAGGCCCGGCACCUGAAGGAGACCAGACUCCUGUUCGAGGCGUUCCAGCAGGUUCAGGCAGAAGGUCCAGCCAGGCACAGGAGGUCUCCCCCCUCAACCACCAAGGGUCACGUCUAUCCCUCAGUGCUGGAGCGAACACGGAGCCUGGAGAUGUUUUCUCUGAAGAGCUGCCCCGUUACCAGAGCCCAGUCCCUCAGGCUGUACAAGCCAGGCACCUCCGAGCGAGCAGGAAGCCCUGAAAACAUAAGAUCCAAGAGUCCGACAACACGUUUAUGCCCGUACCCCCCCAAAGACAAACACCUGCCUCUGUACAGAUGUGUGGACUCAUUGAGCCCCGAAGCCUCGACAACAGCUGGGGAGACAAGGAGCGAAGCCACACCCCAAUCUCCCAUUCUCAAACAAAACCCCUUCUUCAAGCUGCGUCCAGCGCUGGCUCUGCAGCCAGAGGUGGAGAAGGACAUCCGGGAGGCCAGGGAGCGAGAGGAGGAGCUGCGCAGACAGAGGAGCGCUCUGUAUGGAGACCAGGCUCAGGAAGAAGAAAGGUCAGAGGUCACAGAGACGCGACAGCCAGGUGUCGGACAACAGGCCACAGGGAAACUGGAGCGUGUUUGGCCGCCUCCCCCUAAACAGACACAGCACGAGCCCAGCGCUCACAGAGCCGGAGGUCCCAAAGCUCGUCUGUGGCAGCGCCGGGAGUCGGACCCGAUCAACGAGCGGAGGCCGCAGGACGACGAGUGACCGCCUGCCACUGGCGUCAGCUUUACAUGUUUAACCACUAGCUGUACUGAGCACGUAAAUAAACAUCAAUGUUUAACAGGAGUUAGCUUUGUAAGCAGCAGCAGCAGCAGCUUCCCGUCCUAGCACCAUCUGACACUCGGCCACAGACGGCUACACGCUAACACAUCAGUCACCAGAAGCCACUGCUUCACACAAUCCAUUACAUCUGCGUGUUUAAAUCGAGCUCCUCGCGUCAAACGAUGCAUCAGUUCUUCUACUGUGCCCUCGUUUAGGUAGUUCCUCUUCUAGGUGAGUUUCUGUCGUGUCGGUGACUUAAUGACCAGUAGGGGGCAGCACCGGGUCACAGCUGGAGCUGAGACUAACUGAAGGGAAACAAAACUCAGAAGACGGUUUCAUUUGAUAAAACACCUCAGGCUGCUUCACAGUCGUCAUAGUCUUAGACAUUACACGACUCAGGGAACGAAUGGUGCGAGUUACGUAACGUACAGUAAUCCACAGAAAGCGUCGGCCCGUACACAAAGAGGAACACAUGCGUCACUGAACUCCAGCGUGUGGGCGCUCAUGGACUUCCAGCAGAACAGACGCAGAUCCGCCCGAGGCCAUAAGACGAGCAGGCAGGAACAUGGCCCGGUGCUGCUUGAGGUCCAACGGAACACAUGCGGCACCAGCGUUAUUCUAUCAAGUCAGCUGAAAUGUGAUUUAGGCUGAGGAACCUUGAAGGAGGUCCAGACUCAGGGAUCACAGGCUCAGUCGCAGGUUCUUCAGCAGUGGGACGUUCUGCUCAUCUGUCGGAUCUGUCCAGAUCCUCCGACUGUUACGCUUUGCUCACUGAUGGGAACAGAAGCAGUCGACUGAGUGGAGCCACUGUUCACUCCACAGCACAAUUAAAAGUCAAAAGUCGCGUUUGUCUCGUGGCCUUGGCUUUAUUUGGUAACACUAACAUCAACAGACAAGCGACACCGUGACAUCACUCUGACUUGAGUCCUUCACUGAGCUUUGGUGUUUGGGUUCUGGUCUUUGAGCAUCAGUGGUUCACUUCGGGUUAAGCUGGAACCACUGAGUCCUU